This is a messenger RNA of Lingula anatina, 2034 nucleotides long. Its product is annotated as ras-related protein Rab-34-like. The record is from RefSeq and is a predicted model, not a curated record. Gene Ontology annotation, molecular function: GTP binding; GTPase activity. NCBI's taxonomy places the organism in Eukaryota, Metazoa, Brachiopoda, Lingulata, Lingulida, Lingulidae.
UUAUCCUUGGAAUCACUUCCGGGUUGUGAGACUUGUGUUGUCAGAGGCGAGCAUUUAUCUUUGUGCAUUUAACUUUGGCAGGCGACUCUAAACAGGGCACACAGGUAGCAGUUGCUAUGCCCCGGGGAAGUCAGACCCCAGGGAGGGUUGUCAUAUCCAAUGUUGCCAAAGACAGAAUUAUUACCAGAUUUCAGAAGCCAUGUUGUCCUGUGGGUCCCUAUAGCAGUAAAUUAGAUUUUCACCCCAAGGUGAAGUCUGCCUGCACUGAGAACAGGGUCAGCAAAGUUGGACUGAAAAUAUCCAAAGCAGUGAUAGUUGGUGAUGUUGCUGUUGGGAAAACAUGCCUUGUUAAUAGAUUUUGCCAUGACACAUUUGACAGAGAUUACAAAGCCACCAUUGGUGUUGAUUUUGAAGUUGAAAAAUUUAGCAUACUGUCUGUUCCAUUUAGUUUACAAAUCUGGGAUACUGCUGGUCAGGAAAGAUUCAAAUGUAUUGCUGCAUCAUACUACAGAGGAGCAAAUGUUGUGAUUGUGGUAUUUGACCUGGGUGAUAUUCAGUCUCUAGAGAAUACAAGGAAAUGGUAUGAUGAAGCCAAUAAAAGUGCAGAUGACCCUUUGGUUUUCUUGGUUGGAACCAAGAAGGACCUUGUGUCAGAAGCAACUUACAAAGAUGUUGAAGACAAAGCACUAGAUAUGGCAGACCAGUUAAAAGCAGAAUUUUGGGGGGUGUCAUCCAAGACAGGUGAAAAUGUCCAAGAGUUUUUCUUUCGCCUGUCAUCACUCAUGUUUGACAAAGCAGUUCUAGACGAAGUGGAAACGACAACUGCUGGAAAGCAAAUAGGACAUUUGGGAACUGGAAGCAUAAAAGUUGACAAGAAUAAUGAAAAUAUGUAUGACAAAAGCAAGAAAAGUAAGUGCUGCCAGUGAGGAAGUGUCACAUCAGAUAUCUUUGUGGUGCUGCAAAGACAAUAUUUUCAAGCAUGGAAUAAAGACAAUUCUGUAUCUGUGCUCUAGAAGCUCAAAGAACUGGAGAGGGGCUGUGUGUGUGAUUUUUGUUGUUUUAUAUCUUUCUGUUUUCUUUGUAGAUAGACUAUAUUUAUAUCUCAAAGAAAUGAUAUACAUACUUUUUAAAAAAGGAAAUUAAUACCAAUCAUUAUACAUUGCAUUUCAAUCCAAAGUAAAAAUACAAUAUUUCCAUGCAAUUGUUCACAUUACUUAUACCAAGUGAACACCUAUAAGUGGAAAGUGGUCAAUAUAGGUGCCUUUACUUUUGAGUUGAUAACUGGAUAGAGAUAUUAAAUUCAAAAACUGGAAGUUGGACAAACUCAAUCAAAUGUCAUAAUUAAUUUCAAGUCACAGUUCCACAAACAGUCCCAUUUAUUGCUAUCAAGAGCUUGGAACAUAAGAGGUCACAAAGAACCGAUACAAUUGUUUUCAGUAAUAUUUUUCUCUGUAGACCAGAGAAUUUUGAUUAUGUUGUUUCAAACUGCCUUUUUUUGUACACACAGGAAUGUGGUCACAUGUCUAUGCACUUUUCAUGAUUAUAUACUUACAUUCCCCUAUAUCAUAUUCAUAUUUGUAAUAGCAUUAGAGCUUAUUUUUCUGUAGUUUUUGUAUGUUGUGUCAACUCCGUCCAUGGUCUUUUACCUAUCAAGUUAUCGACAUAAAACUUAGCGUUUUUUCUCCCAAUUUUGAAUAUAACACUUUUAGAAUAUACACAUAUCAUCAUUAAUAUUUUUUAAUUAUUUUUAUUUAUUUAUUCUUUGUAAUUCUCGAAAGUGAAUGAAAGUGAAGCUUGCUAGGUGUAUCAAGCACCUCUAAACUCGUGACCUAUGGGGAUAUGUAGUUCAAUGUAGGCACUUUAUCAUUCAAACUAGUAUUUUCUGUGUUGACAUAUCCCAGAGUUUCAGUAAAAAGUGCACAAUUGUAUCCAACUUUAAUGUUGGUUUUUCAUGUUUGAAUAUAUUGACCAAAUGCACAUUUAAUAUUCUAUGCUGCCAACAAUAAAAUGUCAUUACAAGGGUGUAGUUUGGGU